This is a messenger RNA of Selaginella moellendorffii, 1931 nucleotides long. RefSeq names its product reticulon-like protein B21. The transcript is spliced from 9 exons. The coding region runs from base 297 to 1763 and encodes 488 amino acids. The record is from RefSeq and is a predicted model, not a curated record. Lineage: Eukaryota; Viridiplantae; Streptophyta; Lycopodiopsida; Selaginellales; Selaginellaceae.
UGGCGGUGGCGGUGACGGUGGCGGUGGCGGUGGCGGUGGCGGUAGCGCUGGUGGUGGCAUAGAUUUGUCGCUCCGGCUUGGAUUAUAACUUAUAAAAAUUGUGAAUUUACUAUGCUCAAAAUUGGCGAGUUUGGAUGGAUCCAACGGCUGCAUGCGUGCGACACGUGCAAGGAAUCUUAUACUGAUUUGAGGGCAUUUAGCUUUCGAAAAAACCCAACGGCCAGCGUCGCUUUACCCGCUUGCUAUUGGCCCCCUCCAUCAACGGAGCUAGGGUUUAUAGAGAUAGAGCAGAGGCGAUGAGGAGAUCGUCGCCAAUGCUGGUCGCCAGGCGCACGCCGUCCCCUUCCUCCUCCUCUUCGAUCUCCUCUGCCACCGCUUCCGGAGCUACAUUGUCGCAAUCUCGAUCGCUGCCGGCGAGCAUUCACCCGCAGCAGCUGGGCACGGGCGAGGAAUCGGCCGCCAACGGUGGCAUUGCGCCAGCUCCAGCUCCUCCCCAUUCCUCCGAGGCUAGGGUUUUCAGGCGGGCCGUUUCGGUCCCGGAUCGUAUCAUGCCGGCUGUGGCAGGAGUGCCCGAUUCCAUGGACAUCGACGAGGAGAGCGUCAGGAACGCCAUUCUCUCUCGGAUGCAAGCCGAGGAGAAUGGCCGCUCCGCGAGGCGAUUGAGGUACGAUAAGCUCUCGCGAUCGGAGGAUCAGAUGGUGAGACGUAGCGGAGAAGCCAUGGCCUUUUCCAUGCGAAAUGGUAGUGCUAAAAAGCAGCGGGGCGAUGCGGUGCGUGAGAGAAAUGGUGGCAAUGGUGGUGGGAAUGUGGAGGUGCCUUGCGAGCAGACUGUGGAGGGGAAUGUGCUGAGGCAACCGGUUCCUGUGGCGGUGAAGGUUGAGCCCGUGGAACCGGAGAGCGAUCCAAUCCAGCUCAAAGCCAGUCCAGUCCAGAAGAAUUCUCGUCAGUUCAAGCAAAAGGCCACCGAGCUGUUUGCUUCGCUGCCGUCGUCUUUUUCAUUCGGUGGACGCGCCAGUAGCGUCAAUGGAUCGCCCUCUUUUCAUUCCAGACCUCCGGGAAGAGAUCAAAGUUCACACAAGGAGGACUGGAUGCAGCUUGUCAUGAACGUGAUACUGUGGCGCGAUUUCUCGACGUCGUCGCUCAUUUUUGGAGCUGGCGCUUUUGCCAUUUUGUCUGCCUCGCUUAUGCAAGAUAUCCAUUUGAACAUUGUCACGACUCUGUCGUACUUGGCAUUGACGUAUUUAUCGGCUGUUUUCUUCAGAAUUAACAUUCUGAGAAGAGCGCCGUCUUCUUCAAGCGAUUCCUGGAAGAUAAGUGAAGCCGCAGCGUUGGAGCUGACAAGAGGCGCACUGCCAGCUUUCAAUGCCGUGCUUUUUAAGUUUUCGCAGCUAUUCUCUGGUGAUCCGGGGACGACGCUCAAGGUUGCCGCAACUCUGUGGUGCGUAGCUCAUGUGGGGUAUUGGAUGUCACUGUGGAAUAUCUUCCGACUUGCGUUCUUUGGAGCCUUCCUUGUGCCAAAGUUCUACGUGUCGUACACGGCUCAACUCCACGAAAAAGGGAUUCAUCUCGUGUCCCACUUGAGUUCCGGCUGGGAGAGUUGUCCUCACAAGAAAAUGGUGGCCGGGGUCGCUGCUGUUCUCAUUUGGAAAUUUCUCUCCAUGUCUUCAAGGUUUUGGAUCGCAUUCUUCUCUCUAGUGGCAUUCAAGCAGUACCAGAACUAUCGCUCGGAAGUUCCUUGCGAGGCCAUAAAAAAGGAACACUAGGAAGGAUAAAUUGAACGUAUAUAAGCGCGUUAUUAGCGAGAUUGUUCCGUUGCCGGGACUUGAACCCGGGUCGCUCGGGUGAGAGCCGAGUAUCCUGACCAACUAGACUACAACGGAUUUACUCCCUGAAGUUUUGAAGAAAAGCCAAAUGGAACCACUACUUUGAAA